Podarcis lilfordi (Lilford's wall lizard) is the source of this 8383-nucleotide messenger RNA. Lineage: Eukaryota; Metazoa; Chordata; Lepidosauria; Squamata; Lacertidae. The record is from the annotation of a GenBank genome assembly.
ACCGGAGUAAACAUGCAUUGCAGGUAAUGCAAAGCGGGUAAUUUUGAGGGGCCAAAGGCCUGCUGAGUCCUCUCACCCUUCGUAGUAAAUACUCUGCGACCUGCCUCUAAAACUUAAACCGCUUAGAGAUUCCGUCGAAAUAUGAAGCGCUAUACAAGUGAAAACUAUUGAUGAUAAUGACGUGUCUCUUCAAAGCGGGGCGGAGCUGUAAAGCAGGCCCGGCAGGGCUCCUGCUCUCCUCUGCCUGCUUCUGCACUCCGGAGCCGCAGCUCAGUCGGGGCGGUGAGAUUUUUAACCUCAUCGGGCAGGGACGGAAGUAAGAGAGCCGGAGGCAGCUCGGGCUCUGCCGCCGAGGCCCGGCCGCGGAAGCGACUGCGCCCGGAAACGAGAGGCCUCGUGAUUGCAGUAACUGUGCGGGGCGCUGUUGCUUUCGGACCUGGACGGGGAGAGGCGCCGAGGUUCUCGCUGUCCGCGCGCCCAGAGCUUCGCUGGAGAAACGCCCGGGUCGACCUGCCUGCACUCGGCGCGGCGCUCGGCCUCCUUGGGGCGGACCCCGGGGCGCCUAAGGGAGAGCCGCUGUCAACUCUCGAGAACGCGCGAAGAAGGGAGGAAAAAGGGAAGAAGCGAGGCGGCGGGAGGAGGACGAGGGACGGAGCCCGGGAGUGCCAGGACCUGACCGCUGCGGAGGAGCAGAGGAGCAGGGCGCGCAGGAGCUGGCGGACUAGAGUUAAGGGGACUGGGGAGGCGCCAGAGGCAGGCAGCGGGGCCCUCCUCGAGGACGUGGAAGUGCCCGGCGAGAGCAAGAAGGGCGUCGAGGGGGGAUAUAGUGGCGCCAGAGUCGGCGGGGAGACCGGGCGAGGCGAGGCUCCCGGCUCGAAGAGGCAGGGCGCGUUGGUGAGGCGCCGCCAGCUUCGCCCCGCCGCGGCGCGUCCCGCUGAGCUCCUUCCCCAUGUGGUCGCCAGCCGCGGCGGACGCCCCGAGAUGAAGCUGCGGCAGAUCUCGGACUGGAGCGACUUCGUCCGCGGCCGCUGCCUGCGAGAGCUGCUGGAGCAGGGCCGCCCGGGCGAGGCUCCCAGCCGCCUCUUAGCCAGCCCGGACAGGCAGCAUCUGCUUCUGUUUUGGAACCAGCCGGCCUCGCAGGCUCGGGUUGUGGCCUUCCAGCGCCUGGGCGCCGACGGGGCUGACCUGGAGAGGAGUUGGCAGCCUCCUCAGCCGCCCGUGGUGGGACUGCUUUUCCUGGAAAGCCCCGCGACAGCUGUCUCUUGGGUGCUGACGAUCAUCUGGGAGCACGGCAAGACUGAACUCUGGCGGUUUGUGCCCGCAGUGGGGUGGCACUUGCUGCAGAGCCUGGAGCUGUGCCAUGGAGCUCGUGCCCGGGUUGUCUCCAUCUGCAGCUGGGGGGCCCAGCUGGUGUGGUGUGAGGAGAGGCCCCCCUUGGACGCCCAGCUAACGCCCGAGAGGAGAGCCUUCAGGUACUGCAUCUGCACUAGACGCCUUCAGAUCGGGGAGCAGGGAGCCCAGCUGAGCCCCUUAAGGAUUGUCUUGCACAACAGCCCUGUGUACCGAGUGCUCGCCUCACCCUCUGGUGUUUUCCUGCUGCCCACUCCAGCCACCUUCCAGGGAGUAGCCAAGUUUGUCCUCAUCUGGCGUCCCGAAAAUGCUGACAUCAUCAUUGCUGCUCCAUCCAAAGGCUGCAUUUGUACUAAGGCUUUGCUUCCAGGCAGUGAAGUGGACUUCAAGAAGCUGCUCUUGGGCUGUGUGGGACUCUUGGCAAACAUGGACCCUUUGGAUAUCCAUAGCUGUGUGCUCUCGGGUCGCAGGGGGCUCCUCCUGGUUAGCACGGCAGGAGCUGUGGAGCUGGUACAGCCCGACGGAGUGUGGAGACCCAUCUUUGACUUUGGGGGAAGUGCCUUGGCCCCAGGGGAGCAGGUCCAGCUGAAGGUUUUUGGGGACACCCUUGCCUGCUUCUUUGGAGGGGCUCUUUAUCUUGUGGACUUGGGCAGCAGGCAGUUGAUAGAAAAGAAAGUCCUGAGCACGGAGGAAGUGCUUUUUUUGGACUUCCAUGCUGAGGAGGAGGAAUUGCAGCUCCUGGGUCCAAAUGGCAUCUACAGCCUUGACUUCUCUGGUACCGACAGGGAAGAGCCCACCCUGGUGGAGAUGGUUUUUGAAGAGGCCUGCAAAUACUAUCAGCGGCGGAGCCUCAGCAGCUCUCAGCUCACCGUAGAGAAACUGAAAAAGGGAGACGUGUUCCAGGCUCCCAUUGCACUCUCCUCCAUCCUGUGCUAUAGCCUGGCUUCCAAGGAUAAACGUCCCAGGGCCCUCCCAGAGCCUUACGCCAAACUGCUGGCCACAAUGCAGCUGGAACUGCAGAGCUACCAAAAGCUGGAAUUCCUUAAAUUGUGUGUGGUCGGGGCCUCGGAAAGUGAGGUGGAGAGCUAUGGUGAGGCGCUCGUGGAGCAGGAGCUCGGUCGUCUUCUACACUUGGACUUAAACAAGGAGAACCUGGCCUACCUGAAUGCCAUCUUCAGUUCCUUCCCUGGGGCCUCUUGGAAGGCCAUCCAAAACCACCUGCAGCUACAACAAAACGGGGAUGGAGUACUGGUUGCCAGAGCUACUCCAGAUGUGUGGAAGAAAAUCCUGGGGGGAUCAGUGCCCGGCCUCAGCAAGCAAGAGGAGGGGCCUCUAAAUGGGAUGGUUCCACUUUUUGAACUCGUCUGUCUCUCGCUGCACCAGUUCAAGCCCAAGUGGCUGCCUCAGUUUGUGGGGCUAUCCCAAGAGUACAUGGGUGCCUCUUGGACUUAUGGCAACAAGGAGGGCCCCGAGGGUGCUGUUCCCCUCUACAAAAGGGCACUGGCUGUGCUGCCAAGGAGGAGCAGAGGCUCUCUGGCAGAUGGGGAAAUGGAGAUUGAGCUCCUGCUAUGCAGCCAGCGGCCCAAAGCCAUCCUGCAGGCCAUGGACCUCCUUAUCCAGCAUGGGAGAUGGCAGCGUGUGAUGGAGGCUGCAGAAAAGUUCUCCAUGCUAAGCCCUUUGCUGAACAAAGAGAUCUUCACCAUCCUUUUGAGAGAGUGCUCCCAGCAUAGGGACCUGGACCCUUACUUGGACAAGCUGUGGGAACUCUGCCCUACAAAUCUGAGUGCCUCUGACAUCCUGAGCGUUCUUCAGCAAUACUUACCCCCAACAGAACUUGAUCCUCCUCCCUUUCUCCCAGGUGGGUCAUCCCAGCUGACUGUUGGCCUGCUGAAGCCCCUGUUGCACAGACUAGCCCAGGGCCCACCUGGCCAGGAUGAAAUCUAUGCUGUCUUACAGAGUCCAUCUUUCCCACCACCAACCCCACCCAGGCAAAAGAAAGAUACCCCAAAGGCAGCUGCCCAGGAGGAGUUAACCCCCUUUCAGAAUCACACACACCACUCAUUGCGUGAGGUGGUAUGAAGCUUAGAGGUGGGGACAGGCAAAAGGGCAUCCACAGUAAUUGGGCCUGGUGGGGGUCAGGAGCCUCCAACCUGUGUAUCCACUUAGGCCCUGCAUCAGCAAGCUGCCUCUGCCAGAGUGGGAGGUAAAUCCCAAAGUUUAUUGCAUUGCCAAUGUGUUUUUUGGAAGAGUGCAGUUCUUGUAGCAAGGGUUGGGUGUUUCUGGUGCCUUAAACAAGAGCAGAUAAAGUCACAUAGGAGCUACACUAUUGCUCACACAGUUGAGACUAGCUGAAGAACUGCUGCUGGUGUGUUCCCUUCCAUUUGUGAAUGAUGCUGGUGGGCUUGGGUUUUGUUAAACUUCCUCUACGUUUUGGUAAAAUGCUAGUCUACAUGCAUCUGACGUAUUUGCAUGCGAGCUUAGUGUCACUGGGGAAUUGCCUUGCUUUGACUACCUUAAGGAUGCGCAUCUUGAACUUCCAUCAAUAUGCUUUAGUAGCUACCUUUUAAAGUGCAGGGAUUUCUCCUGGCAAUAUGCCAUCCUGUAUGUUGCCAAGUUUCACUGACCAGUAUUACUUCCCCCUGAGACCAGCGUUUUGGAAAGUCCCUGACGGAAAGCAUGUCGUCUGUCUGCUUCUCUGGCUGAUAACCCACAGCUCACUCCUCUGAUGUGUUUAAACAUGCAUUAUUUACCUGCAACUGGGGAAGCCCCACUGUGCACACCUUUGUCCCCUAGAGUGGUUUUAUCUUUUGCUUUUUAUAAAAAAAGAAAAGUGGAGGUUGUCAAUAGAAGGAGCUCUGCAGUUCCCUGGAGUAGGGCAUGUCCUGUACACUUGCAGAGUAGUGUAGCCCUUGCCUCGUGUUUGGGACCCCAUGCUGGCUGUAGGCUUAAAUCAAAUGUAUCUCUAUUAUAGAGGAAGAAUGAUGGGGACUUGGAGCAAGACAGUAAUGCUUGUUGGUGUCUUGCAUUUCCUUCAUUCUGCCUAAGAAUAACUGCCAUUGGGGAUGAGGAAUAUUCUCACCUAAUGAGAUUUUCAUCACUGAAGCCGCCUUACAUAGAUGGGGCAGGAAGAGUAAAUUUUAACAUUUCCAGACAGGAGUGGGUUUUUCUUUUUGCAGGUGGGAGAAAACAUUUUAAACCUUAUGAAAUUGCUGAAAUUGCUUUUUUUUAAAUGCAAAGGUUCCCCAAUAUGGUACAAAGGAGAGAGCUGGCUUAUUGAGUGUAAGCAGCAAGUCACCAUGCAGUUCAGUUUUCAAACUCAAUGGAUGGGUUUGCCAGCCAAAAAUGGGGUGUGGAAGGCUUUAUUACUCACAGAGUUGUCUGGAUUAUUUACGCCUGUUGAAUUGGGUGGGUAAUUUUCUGUAGGCUUAUGACCCUUUGUAAGACAGGACCCUGCCCUGAGACUGAGCUGCCUGAAUUCCAAGCAGAUCACAUGUAUUCUGCCUCAGCCCAAGCCUGAUGCUGCAGCAAUCUGGAUUUUUCCUGUGCAGAGCAAAUACGUCUUUUUGGUGCUGCAGAUUAGCCUUUUCCGGGCUGGGGAAAUGGAUAAGUAGCAGAACACAAGGACAGCUUUGGAUCUUGCCCCCUUCUGUCAGAGAAUGAGGAAAGCCAUACCAAUACUGACCAGUGACCAGUUUGUCAAUACUUGGCAUGCAGAGGUAUAAUUGUGUUACUGGGAGUUGCCUUCCAAAACCAGCACAAAUGGAGGACUUGUUCCAAACCUAGUUAAUCAACAUCUGCAAUACUGUUUACAAGUUUUCUUCAGGCUCUCAGGAAACCCAUAAUAUGCUUCCUCAGCCUGGAGCCAUUAAAAAAUAUAUAUAUAUAAGGAUAAGAUGAGAGUAAAUCACCUUGUCCUUCAUACCUGAAAACUUAAGAGGAAUGUGUCGGUUCUUGUAAAGAGGAGUGGGCUUUCUUUUUCCAAGUGCUGCACAAACCUCCUCCUCUCUGCAAAACCUUAAAAAAAUUUUUUUUAAAGUUUUGACAGUGCUGGGAUUCACAAGCUUCCCUUUGAUGGCCCAGUGGGGCCUCUUAGGCAGAGGAUUAAGAGAAACUGCCCGCUUAAUGGUCCUUGGAUGGUGUGUUUGCCCUGCCCAUCCUGAGUAACUUGGCAGAGAAUUUUUUUAUGCUAAUCUUGGCAAGUUUAUUCUGUUUUUAAUUAGAUUCUUGUUUUUGAAUCCUGUGUGCUGUAUGCAGUAUUAAAAGGUAAACAACCUUGAAGAGGACUCAUCUGUGGCUGUGAAGUACCUGGCAUAUGUAUUGUUGGGCACCCAGCUGUGUGUGCCUUUUCUGUUGAUUCAGGCUUGGCCUCACUUGUUAAUGGGGAACAAUCCCAGCAGAUAAAUUGCAGCCUGACCCAGAAAAAGUCCCUCCACUAAAAAGCAAACCAUUGCUGGGAAGGAAAGCUGCAGCGGGCAAGCUGUUCUGCUAGCAAUCAAUGCACCUUUUGUCUGCUUAUUCAUAGCACAAGAGCUGUGCUGGCAGCUGCCCAGCUUCUUCUGUGAAAGCAGUUAUGGGGGUCAUAGUCUACCUUUUAGAUUCCCUCACAGUUGCCUCCAACAAAGGAGAGGUUAAAAGUGUCCCUUCAAGUGGCGGGGGGAGAUGUAAAGAGAUUUGACAAGAGCUACACAAGUGCAGGAGGGAAGAGAGAAGCAAUAGGUACCGUAAAUGGUUGCAAACCAGCUUGAAAUAGGAUUUCAUUUUAUAACAAGAGGGGAGUAGCGUGUGAUGUUUCUUUAUACAUAAAGAACAAGCAGCCUCCUUGGUCUGGAUUUUUCCUUGAUUUUAUAAGCAGCAGCAUGUAAUACUGAUUAUUAUGCUUCCAGGGGUGCCUUUUCCUAAAGGAUGUCCUGGCUUUGUAUCUGUUCCUUUGAUGGAAUACAAUGGAUUGGAGUGAUGGUAUUCCACUGCUGAAAGAGCACUAGCCAAUCCAGUGCAAUAGAAUCCCAAGAUUAUAUUUAACAGCAGUGUUUGCAGGAGUUACCUAUUAGAAGACCUCAUAGUCAUUUGCUCUCCUCUCUACACACUCUUUGUAUUUGUAAAGAUCCAAUGACAGACUUCAGUUUCCUGACCGUCUGAUACUGUACCUGGCAGCGGCAGCUACCAGCUCAUUUUAAGACAGUCACAAAAUAGGCAGGGCAGUAUUCAACAAAGUUGAGUAGGCCCAUUGAAAUUACUGGGCCUGACUUAGUCAUGUUCAUCAAUUUCUGAGUAAAGUUCAGUUGAAUACCACUCUUGGAUCACUUCCAGUCAAUGGGCACAGGAGGAGGAGCAACUUCCAGUCCAACAAGGCAGCACUAGAUUUUGUGACCCUUAUUUCUCACGGAGCCGUUUCUCUACAGAAGUUCUUCCACCACUUUAAUUUUCCAAUAUUUCAGCCCUGGCUUAUACCUUACAAAAGUAAUGGAAAGUCUGAUUGCACUGAAAUGAUAUAAAAAGACAACUGGAUCAUCCGAUAAUUAUAGAAAAUGCUAGAAGAGCACUUUCACUCACACGGAGAACUGUAGUAUCACAUGUACUUUGGGUAUGGGUGGGUUGUGGCAUUUAAUUCAAGCGGCUUAUUACUACAGCAAGAUCAAGGGAGGAAAAGUGGGGGUAGAUACUUCACUCCAGAUUGCUAAUCAUUUCCCACUUCUGAUCCUGUGGCUUUACAGCAUGGUUCCUGGAUUAUCUAGUACCACUCAAACAGACUUUCGUUUUCAUUUUCAUUUGAAAUCUUGUAGAGCUUGGCAAUUGGAAGUGCCACUGUUUUUGCACUUUGGAAAUGCCACAGAGAAUCGGUAUGGUAGAUAUUUCCCAUCCUGCACAUAAUAAUAUAGAAUUACUUCCCACUAUGGUUAACUAUACCUUCUUGUGAGUUUUCAUAUGUUCUCUGCUUUGCCAUGCUAGUGAGCACAGUUAGGGAUACUUUGCAGACUGUGAUGUUGCAGUGAUAAAUGCUUCCCGUUUCUUAUGGCAUACUUGUUCCUUGUGUUUUACAUGACUGCAGCAUAUGUAUGGGAAUCUUUUGCUCUCCAGGCCAGAUGUUCCCCACCUGCUUUAGCAUAUCUUUCUAACCAUCUUAAGUCUUGAUUGUGACUCCUGGGCACCUCUUCUCCCUACGCAACACUUACCAGGAAUUUGCACACUUACAAAUCAGUACACAAAUGUCAGCCCUCAAGCUGUAUGGCUGCUACACAGUAGUGUACCCUCAUCUCUCUCUCUCAUUUAUUUUUUAUUUAAAAAAUUUGUCCAGCUAGGCUUUUCUUACACUUCAGAAUUCACCUACCACAUUUUCUGAGAGGGUUGUAAAACAUUUCAGGAAGUAAGUUCUGUUGCAAUGUAGUCUUUUUCCCAGAUGGUUAAAAAUAUCCUGCUGAACAUCUGUGCUGGUAUAUCUCGAUCCAGCAGUAAUAGCAUAAUACCUUGCCCCUUGGUAUUGGAAUUAAAGGAUAGCACUGAUGAAUUGGGAACCGCCACACCAGUUUGUUUUUAAGGCAGGAGAUGAAGACCCAUAUGAGAGGUUAUAAAAGACUCAAAACUGAAAUGGAUACUAAAUAGAAUGGUGUUGGAAGGGUUAUAGCAUUUUGGUGGUACAGGGCAGUACUAAAGAAUAGGUGUUGUUUAGGGAGGGUACAGCUGCCAAUAAGAAGCUGGCUUUUAUUAGCUUUAAUAGGGCUUUGAAACCUCCCUCACUGAUCAAGUAUAGUGGGCAUACAGUGCCUCCUACAGUUUACAAAAUGACAUUUGGACUAUCUGCUCUUCUCAGUGAUGCUGUAGGAAAUAGCCACUAUAUGCCUGAUGUGACCUCAUAACCACAUCGUUCUUAAUAGCAAGUAUAGCCAGUGAUAUGCUAGCAAUUCGGAGGAGAUUUCAUUUUCCCAGCAACAAAAAUGCUGCAGACGCCCUAUAACACACAUACUGAAAAUGCAGCUGGAUCUCAUACAGUAAUUCUGUACCAAUCUUUAAAAAUACUGAAUAAAAAUGCAUCAUCAGG